This is a messenger RNA of Lichtheimia ornata, 933 nucleotides long. RefSeq lists its product as uncharacterized. NCBI's taxonomy places the organism in Eukaryota, Fungi, Mucoromycota, Mucoromycetes, Mucorales, Lichtheimiaceae. Gene Ontology annotation, molecular function: oxidoreductase activity, acting on the CH-OH group of donors, NAD or NADP as acceptor; NADP binding. The record is from RefSeq and is a predicted model, not a curated record. The coding region runs from base 1 to 933 and encodes 310 amino acids. The transcript is spliced from 2 exons.
AUGAACACAUCCACACCACAAUGCGCGUUUAUUGGCCUAGGAGCUAUGGGUAUCCAUAUGGCUAAACACAUCCACAACCAUCUCGUUCAAUCGGGUCAUCCACCCCUACUCGUAUACAAUCGUACGCGUGCUCGUGGCGAAUCGCUUGCUUCUGAAGUCCCUGGUCUCCAGGUUGCCGACUCGCUUCAACAAGUGGCACAAACAGCCGAUGUUAUUUUCACUUGUCUUUUGAAUGAUGCAGCUGUGUCCCAAGUUAUUACCGAUUUGUUAUCAGCGGGAUUGAAGGAAGACGCUAUUAUUGUGGAACAAUCAACCAUCGCACCCACUGUUACCAAAGAGCUUGCUGCCAAAGUAAACAAGGAAAGCAAAGCACACUAUAUCGCAUGUCCAAUUAUGGGUCCCCCACCCAAAGCUGCAGCUGCCCAAUUGAUUGUUUUGGCUGCUGGACCACAAAAUGUACGCGACAAAGUCCUACCUCUUUUGGUACCUGCUAUUGGCCCCAAGGCGAUUCAACUCGGUGAUGAUCCCGUACAAGCUUUGCAUAUGAAGCUCACUGGAAACUUUUUCGUUACCUCGUUGGUGGAGAUGUUGGGUGAAGGUAUGACGUUGGGCCAGGCAUCAGGUGUUGGUCAAGAUAAGGUCAAGGAGUUAUUGGAUGCUCUAUUCCCCGGCACGUUGAUUCCUCAAUAUGCCGAUCGCAUCGUGAGGAAUACAUACAAAGACCAAAUCUUCUUCCCAUUGUCUUCAGCAAGAAAAGAUGCCACCCACAUUAAGAAUUUGGGCAAUAGCGUCAAUGCAAAGUUACCCAUCACUGAUAUCUUUUUGGACCAUCUCAACUCGGUUCAAGAAUCCGAAGGAGAUCUCGAUAUUUCGGGUGUUGUUGUUGCAUCAAGAAAAGCUGCCGGUCUCAAUGAGGAUGGCUCGAAACCAUAG